Messenger RNA from Anastrepha obliqua, 2081 nucleotides. RefSeq names its product tigger transposable element-derived protein 1-like. The coding region runs from base 372 to 2081 and encodes 569 amino acids. Gene Ontology annotation, cellular component: nucleus. The record is from RefSeq and is a predicted model, not a curated record. The transcript is spliced from 3 exons. Gene Ontology annotation, molecular function: DNA binding. Lineage: Eukaryota; Metazoa; Arthropoda; Insecta; Diptera; Tephritidae.
UCAAUAUUUUAUGAAUUUUUCUUGAAUCUCAUAGAGCAAAUCGGAUUCAUUGUUUGGGAUUUUUGUUUUAGCAUAUCGGUUUAGGUUAUUUGUUUAGGAUCUUAGAAUAUCAGCAUGUAAUCGCAUCUAUACAGGAUGAGCGGCUUUGGGCUGUUAUCGUGUACAGCUGUUGCUAUAAAAAUAUGUGUAUAUGAGUGGGAUUCCCCGAAUAAUGCAUAGAGUAAAGACGUAAUGUACUUUUUACGCAAUUUAGUUUGGUUUUGAGAGUUGAAAAGAAAAGACGCUUAGUUGUUGUGAGUAUUUAAAACAUUAUAAGUAAAAUAAAGUUAGUGCUCGUAUAGAUUUAUUAACUCAAUAACAGCCUUAACACAAUGUCACAUAAUUCACCUGUAAUAAAAGCCAAGAGGAAGGCGAUCAGUUUAGAUACUAAAAUUAAAAUUUUAGAUCAACUUACAACAGGACAAGGAGCAACGGCUGUAGGAAAGCAUUUUGGUAUUCAUGAAGCUACCAUAAGAACGAUCAAGAAAAAUGAAACUGCGAUUAGAAAAUCGGUAUGUUCUGGAACGAAAAUAAGUGCUAAAUCAUCGUCAUACAUAAGAGAUGUUGUCAAAGAGAAGAUGGAAAAAGCUUUGGUAAUGUGGAUUGAAGAUAAAUCACAAAAAAGAAUACCAGUAGAUGGAAUUGCUAUCAAGCAAACUGCAUUAAGAAUUUAUAAACGUAUUAAAGAAGUUGAGCCAGGCACUUCAUCUCAGUCAAAACAACCCGAAUUUUCUGCAAGUACAGGUUGGAUGACAGGUUUUCUUAAACGACAUGCUCUCCAUAAUGUAAAAAUUAAGGGAGAAACUGCGUCUGCAGAUGAAUUGGCUGCCAAAAAAUUUCCUGAAAAACUUAGAAAAAUUAUUGAAGAUGGAGGAUACACCUCAGAUCAAGUUUGGAAUGUAGAUGAAAGUGGCCUCUUUUGGAAAAAAAUGCCGAGCAGAACUUAUGUUGCAAAAUCGCAGAAAACUGCCGGUGGUUUAAAAGUAGCAGAGGACCGUGUAACAUUGUUGUUUUGUUCCAAUGCUUCAGGAGAACGUAUGUUAAAACCACUGCUAGUAAAUCGUGCUUUAAGACCACGCUCGAUGAAAAGUGUAGAUUUCAAUAAACUGCCAAUUCACUGGACCGCAAACAAAAAGGCAUGGAUGACCAGUGCAAUCUUUACAGAAUGGUUCCAGAAAUACUUCAUUUCAGAAGUUAGACUCUACAUGAAUGCAAAAUGUCUAGAAUUUAAAGUUCCUUUAAUUCUAGACAAUGCACCUUGCCAUCCGCUCUUGGAGCACCCAAAUGUGCAAUUUUGCUAUCUUCCGCCUAACACUACAUCCUUAAUACAACCGCUAGACCAAGGGAUCAUUGCUACUUUUAAAAAGUACUACAUAAAACGUUCAUUCCAAUACGUGGUAGACAAACUAGACCAUAAUGAGGAUUUAACAGUCAUUGAUAUGUGGAAAAAAUUUUCUAUUAUGGACUGCAUUAAUCAAAAUGUGUCCAAAGAUCCUGUCCAUAAUAACGCUGUUUUUACUGACAUCACAACGCUGGCACAUACAAUUGGUGGAGAUGGAUUCGAUGAUCUAUCAUUUGCCGAUAUAGAGGAAUUAUUAGCUGAUAAAAGCUUGAGCGAAAAUGAAAUUAUAGACCUCACCCUUGAGACUCAUAAAGACAGAGAACAUAGCGAUAAUGACGAAGAAGAUCCUCCCAUUUUAAAUGCAACUCUAAUUAAAGAAGGUCUUGAUCUUGCCAGAAAAUUAGGUAAUCAUUUUCAACAACAUGAUCCUGAUGAGGAACGAGCUGCAAAAUUUCAACGUGAACUGAAAUCAUUAAUGGCAUCUUACAGGGAACUUUAUAAAGGUUUAUCACGAAAUCAAACACAAUCUUUAAUGACUGAUUUCCUUCUAAAAACUACUGAAUUAUCAACACAGGAGCCUAGAGAUGAUAAUCCAGAAACAAUUUCACAAGAUGAUGAACAAAAUAAUUCUAGUGAUGGCAGUGAUAUUCUAGUCUUACGCAAACGUAUGCGUUUAUUGUCAGAAAGUGACAAUGCAUAA